Gloeophyllum trabeum ATCC 11539 is the source of this 339-nucleotide messenger RNA. Its product is annotated as nucleic acid-binding protein. Gene Ontology annotation, cellular component: mitochondrion; ribosome. Gene Ontology annotation, molecular function: structural constituent of ribosome. Lineage: Eukaryota; Fungi; Basidiomycota; Agaricomycetes; Gloeophyllales; Gloeophyllaceae. Gene Ontology annotation, biological process: translation. The coding region runs from base 1 to 339 and encodes 112 amino acids. The record is from RefSeq and is a predicted model, not a curated record. The transcript has 3 exons.
AUGCCGCCCAUGUCUUUCGUAGGCGUGGUGACGAAGGUGGGGUGCAUGAACAAGACGGCCACGGUGACGGUUUCGCGAUGGGUCGUGCACAAAACUACGGGCAAGCGGAUAGAAAGGAGCAAGAAGUUCCUGACACAUGACGAGAAGAACCAGCUCCGCCUGGACGACACCGUCCUCAUCCGCAACUGCCCGCCCAUAUCGGCGCGCAAGCGCUUCAUGCUGGAGAAGAUUCUGAAGAGUCCGGAGACGGAGCGAGAGUUGGCGCACGCGCACAAGGAGCCGACUGCCGAGCAGAGCACUGCUGCUUCACCAUCGAUCGACAUCCUCGGCAUGAUAUGA